Ixodes scapularis (black-legged tick) is the source of this 2007-nucleotide messenger RNA. Its product is annotated as arylsulfatase B. Lineage: Eukaryota; Metazoa; Arthropoda; Arachnida; Ixodida; Ixodidae. The record is from RefSeq and is a predicted model, not a curated record.
AUGGGUGCCCAAGCAUAUGGAGCAGCGUUGCUGAUUUUAGCGACAGCGCUGCCGCUUUCAUCGCAGGCUGCCAAAGUGAAGUCUCCACAUAUCGUGAUGAUUCUAGCAGACGACCUGGGCUGGAACGACGUGAGCUUCCACGGAUCGUCGCAGAUCCCCACGCCGAAUCUGGACGCCCUGGCGGCAGACGGCGUCAUCUUGAACAGCUACUACGCUCAGCAUCUGUGCACCCCCUCCAGGGCUGCGCUGCUCACCGGACUCUACCCGAUACGAACCGGGUUACAGCACAGCGUUCUCGUGUGUGGCCAACCGGGAGGGUUGCCGGUGAACUUUCAGAUUCUUCCCCAGUACCUCAAAAAUCUCGGCUACAGGACGCACAUGGUUGGAAAAUGGCACCUGGGCUACUACAAGAAAGCGUACACGCCCACGGAGCGAGGUUUCGAGAGCUUUUACGGCUACUACAAUUUCGGUGAAGACUACUACGACCACACCCUGGACCUGUUCUUCCCGGGAAACAGCCUUUGCGGCCUGGAUUUGUGGAACGGAAAAAAGUCCGUUAAGGACAAGUCUGGUGUCUACGCAACGCACCUUUUCACCGACAAAGCUGUGAACCUUAUAGAGGAGCACGAUCAGUCUACACCGCUGUUUUUGUACCUUAGCCACCUGGCCGUUCAUGCAGGCACUCAGUAUGGGCCAAUCCAAGCCCCAGAAGAAAACGUGCAAAAAUUCGAUUACAUUGGGGUAAAAAACAGAAGCCUUUACGCCGGUGCCGUCGACGCUCUCGACCAAUCCAUGGGCAUCGUCUUCCAAGCACUGGAGAAGAAGGACAUGCUGCAAAACACCGUGUUGGUGUUCCUCAGCGACAAUGGGGCCAUCCCGUGGGGCGAGUGGUCCAACGCUGGUUCCAACUGGCCCCUGCGAGGUGCCAAGUUCACUCUGUGGGAAGGCGGAGUCCGCGUCCCGGCCUUCGUCUGGAGUCCUUUGCUCCGAAAGCCACAGCGCGUGUCGAACCAGCUGAUGCACGUCAGCGACUGGGUGCCCACCCUCUACUCCCUGGCAGGAGGAAAUAUUGCGGACCUCGGUGUCAUCGACGGGUUGGACAUGUGGGAGGCACUUUCCCAAGACCUUCCGUCCCCCCGCCGCGAGACGCUGAUCAACUUCGACUCGGUCGACGGAACGGCGGCCCUCCGGAGCGGCGACUUCAAGCUGGUCGUCAACAGCUACAAGAACGGGACUUACGACCAGCGCCUGCCCACCCCCGGGAACCUGCCUCCGCGCGUCGACCUGGACAGGCUGAUGCUCGAGUCGCGCGCAGGGAAGGCACUGAAGACGUUUUACGCGAACAGGGCGGGGUGGUCGCUGCCGACGGAAUGGCGCGGGAAGGCGAAAAUUCACUGCGGAGACCGCAAAGACAAAUUCAGAACGGAGGACACGCCACACCUGUUCGACGUGGUCAAGGAUCCCUGCGAGCUUCAGAACUUGGCUGGCUGUCGAAAGCUGGUCCUCAGGCGACUCAUGAAGAAACUGCAGGCGUACAUUGACCAAGCAGUGCCACCGAUGGACGACACUUUCGAUUCCGCCGGAUAUCCAAGGAACAACGACUGCAUCUGGAUGUCUUGGCAAGACCCGCAACACGUGCCGCGCCCGUCGCAGUGCACUUGCCACGCUCCCAACAGUGCCAACAGCAGUGGCCAGCUGGCUGAAAGUAUGACGAAACCCGGUGCUUCUUCGUCCCGACCUUUACGGCACUAAGUAGCUUCGAGUCGUGAGCUAAACAGCAUCCACCUAAAGCGCCCAAAUAAAAAGCUAAAAUAAAUUAAACGUAAUUUAAAUUAGUCCCUUCGCGCUCAAGGCUCCGGCUCAGCCCUCUUUUCUUAUUUCAAUAUAUUGGUAAGUUUAAGAAGCUAUUUAUUCUCUGUUCGUAUCGCAAACGCGUCGCCGCCUUGCAUCGAAGCAGCCGGCCCCAAUGAAGUUGAUGUCGCAGCUUAAUAAACGCAAGGCGUUGCC